Manis javanica (Malayan pangolin) is the source of this 4731-nucleotide messenger RNA. It is a transcript of the gene TSPAN9, whose product is annotated as tetraspanin 9. NCBI's taxonomy places the organism in Eukaryota, Metazoa, Chordata, Mammalia, Pholidota, Manidae. Gene Ontology annotation, cellular component: plasma membrane. The record is from RefSeq and is a predicted model, not a curated record.
GGAGUCAGGGCUGGAAUUUCGCAGGGAAAGCCCAGCGGUUGCAGCUGCGGCGGAUCUCGGCCCUGCCCGCCGCGCGCCGGGGCAGCCUGGGGCCGGAGAGCAGCUCCGCAAAGUAGCGGAGCGAGAGGAGGCGGAGCGCCCGCAAAGUGGUCGGGCUUGGCGCGGGGGCUGCUCUGGGAGAGGUGUGCCCAGGGAGCCCGGCGCCCUUGUGCCUCGCGCGGAGCGGCCCGUGCACCCGGGAGGCGAGCUGUAGAAAGAGAAAUCAAAUUGCAGCCUCCCCACAGACGCCGGGUUGCGCAGCCGAGCCAGCCCCGGAGAUUGUUCGCAAGCGCGCGUGGCGCCGCACCGCGCCGCAGCAGAGCCCCCCCGGGCCCGCCGUCUGGGAGCGGGAGCUGUCCGAGAGCCCAGGGUCCGGCCGGAGUGCACCCGGGUGCAGAGGGGCGCGUGCGAGGCCCCUCCGGCCGGCCUGCAGCCCGCGCCCUACUUGGGCGCCCCCUCCGUCCCACUCCGGGAGCGAUGCCCCCCACCCCUCGCGACCCCCGAGAACGUCGCGAGCAUGGAGAAGUCGAGUAGCGAGGAUUCUUCGAUCCACCGGAGCCCAUCUUUGGACAGCAAGGACUCGGACUUUGCCAAGCCGUCCACCUCGGGCCGCCCGUUCGGCCGCGGCUUCACGGCCGGCGCCUUCUAUGGCACCGCGGGCUCCCGGGGCCAGAGCCGCGCCGAGGGCGGCGUGAAGACUAAGUACAGCACACCCAAAGGCAGCAAGUACGUGGUGUUUUACCUGGAUCUGUCCUUUGUUUUCCUCCUAGAAUUUAAGAAGUGCAACAUGGCCAGGGGCUGCCUCUGCUGCUUGAAGUACAUGAUGUUCCUCUUCAAUUUGAUAUUCUGGCUCUGUGGCUGUGGGCUGCUUGGAGUGGGCAUCUGGCUGUCUGUGUCCCAGGGCAACUUCGCCACCUUCUCCCCCAGCUUCCCCUCACUGUCUGCAGCCAACCUGGUCAUUGCCAUCGGGACCGUCGUCAUGGUGACAGGCUUCCUCGGCUGCCUGGGGGCCAUCAAGGAAAACAAGUGCCUCCUCCUCAGUUUUUUCAUUGUCCUGCUGACCAUCCUCCUAGCAGAGCUGAUCCUGCUUAUCCUCUUCUUUGUCUACAUGGACAAGGUGAAUGAGAAUGCCAGGCAGGACUUGAAAGACGGCCUGCUGCUGUACAACACAGAGAACAACGUGGGCCUUAAGAAUGCCUGGAACAUCAUCCAGGCUGAGAUGCACUGCUGUGGUGUCACGGACUACACAGACUGGUUCCCGGUGCUGGGGGAGAACACAGUGCCCGACCGCUGCUGCGUGGAGAACUCUCAGGGCUGCGGGCACAACACCACCACCCCGCUGUGGAGGACGGGCUGCUAUGAAAAGGUGAAGAUGUGGUUUGACGACAAUAAGCAUGUGCUUGGCACGGUGGGCAUGUGCAUCCUUAUCAUGCAGAUUCUGGGCAUGGCCUUCUCCAUGACCCUCUUCCAGCACAUCCACCGGACUGGCAAAAAGUAUGAUGCCUGAGCUGCGGCCGGGGGCACCCAGGCCCCAUGUGGACACUGUGCCGGGAAGGAUCUGAUUGGAGCUCUGUGUUGCCUGCCUGCACUCUCCAGACUGCUGAACCCUCACCUGCCUCCCCAGCCCACCCUCCUGGCUCUGCACCAGCCUUCUUGGUGGGUGGAGGGCCAGUGCGGAGGAGGUGCAGAGACCUCGCGGUGCUGGAGGGCCUGGAUUCCUGCAUCUGUGUAUUUGCCAAAGAAGACAGUGUGGGCCAGGGUGCACUCAAGGAGCCCCCCAGCACUGAUACGUCUCUGCCCUGCCUGUCUCAUCCUGAUACUCUGUCCCCUGUGGGCUGGGGAGCAAAGUGCCCCCUCCUGGUGGAGAGACUGCCUGGUGGAGGCCACCCUGUGGGUGGGCUGCAGGGCUGGCGGGGCAGGGGUCUGACUGCCUUGGGCAAGGCCACUGGAGUGUCUCGCCUGGCUUUUUAUACCUUACAGUGUAACUUUUUUAUUUUAUUUUACUCUGAUUACAAUUAUUCAGGAAUAUUAUCUCUCAGAUAAGUUUAGGGUUAGCUUUCUGAUUUAUAACUUUGUACUGCGUUGAUUUCUGUAACGGUUUGAUUUUUUUCCUGUCGGGUGGGGAGCGAGGAUGUCCGUCCAGUCUCAGUCAGGACAAACCACUGUGCACCGCUCAGGGGCUCCCGGGUGAGACGUGCCAGCAUCUCAGGACACCCUGCGAGGGAGGGGGCGCAGGCCAGGACCGGGUGUCUGCGGCACCCCAGCCUAGAAGAGGCAGGUGAUGUGGAGGAGUAUGAAGCAGCGCGGAGGGGCACCGGCACAGGAGCGGCACGCGUGCGGCGUCCAAGGCCCAAGCAGGGGUCCCCCGGGGCCUGCAGAGUGCCCUGCCAGGCAUGGGGCCAGGGCUGUCGUGGGUUCUGACACGUCACUGAGGAGCAAUUCUUCCUUUUUCUCCCUCUUCCUUCUUCCUGCCCUCCACUGGCAUCAGAGGCUCCCCCUUCCGCCCUCUGUGGGCACUUCCGCAACAGGUUCACUUUCACAGACAUUCCUGCUAGAAACUCGGACAGAUACCUCUCUAGUUCACAUGCUGCUCACUUUCUCACAUUGCUUCUGGAAGGGGAAGCAGUCCUUACGUUUACUGCUCAGACGGUGGCAGAGAACUCAUGACCGUGGGGUGGGGAAGGUGGGACUAGUGCCCAAGACCCUUCCAGCCAGAUUCACCAGGCUGCUGACUGCCUGCUGGGAGGUGGGAGGGGUGUCCAUCCGGGUCUCAGGACCUCCAUUUCCUUCCUUGGGGUUCACUGAUGGUGGGGUGGGUGGGGCAGUCACAUCCUCUGUGACCACAAGUGGAUGGGCAGAGAGGCCAGACUGGGUCUGGUUACAGUGGCCCCAGGAAGGGGGCAGCCAAUGUACGGCAUGGUUGGUGGACAGGCGGGAUGGGGCAUUGGAUGGCAGCAGGGUACCCUCGCCAGCACUCAUGCUGGCCUAAGGGCGUGUUUUGCAUUUUAAAAACCUAAAGUCCAGAAUCCAUGGGACUGAGCUUGGAGCGGUUGCCCACUUGGUAGGAUACCGUGCACUUCCCUGGAUUCACCCUCUCGGGGGGCCACCUUUCCUACUCCAUUUGACUUACUACCUUGAUUUCCCACUGGGCCCACAUCUCUCCAGCUGCCACCUGGCCACCCGGCCAGCAACCCAUCCUCUCCCCUAAGGGAAACACAGGUGGGACUUCUGGUGUGUUCAGGAUGCACAAUUUUGGCAGGUAGGACUGGAAAGUAGGAUGGUCUCAGCAAGUCUCGCAGAGUAAAGACCACAUCCCUGAGACACCAGCCCUGAUGCCCAAGGGGAAGGCGGGAAGGUGGGUCCUUGGGUGGGGGAUGGGGCAAGUGCACGUUUGAGUAAAGCUGCCUUCCUGGGUGCCCUGGCCUCUGCUUCCAGGUGAAAAACCACCAUGCCCCUCCAGAGAGGCCCUCAGCAAACAAGCAUUCAGUGGCACAGUGGGGCCUGGUGCAAAAUGAGUGUGUGCUGGGGGGCUUGUUUACGCCUAUCAAUGCAAUUUUUAAUUUUUGUUAAAGCCAACAGCAAAAGCCUAGCACUUUGGGAAAUGGGUGUACCCCUACUACCCCAGCCAUCUUACGUCUCUGGAACUCUAAGCGUGUCCUCUGGCCUGGAGCCUUUGCCGCAGCCCCUCCGCCCCCCACCAGUCCCACCUCAUGUCUGUCUGCAGAGCCUUGUCCACAGUUCCCCAGACUGACUGUUGCCUCAUGUGCUUGGCUGUUUUUUCAUCUGGCCUAGGCAGCACCAGGUGGGAGGCUCCGUGCGUGAGGGUGGGGGUGCCCUUCCAAGCCCCUUGCCCUCUACUGCUCUGUGAUGGUGGCCUGGUGUCUUCUUACUUCUCCUGACUCCGGUCCCAUCGGGAUGGAAUUAGCGCAACGAAUCCCUCACUUGUGGGCCUCCCUUGCCACAGUCAGAGUUGGUCUCAUCAGGUUUGACGCAGGCAGCUGGCAGACUUGACUCAGAAGGCCAAGGUUCUGCAGACAACGUCAAGGGAUGUUGCAGACCCAGCCUUUCUCCGCAGCCAUUGCUUAGAGGAGGGGGGCGAGCAGGGGCUGAGAACUGCCUGGAGGGGACUGCAGUGGGUGCACCCCACUGGAGCACUGUCCCCCUUCUCCCGCCAGCACGGGCCUGCAUCCUGAGCUCUCUCUGGAAAGACUGUUCACUGCACUGCAGACCCUCACACACAAGUUCUGGUUUGACUCAGAACCAGGUGGCUGUUCCCCUCACUUUGGUGUAAGAGCAGUCAGGUGGAUGGAAAGGGCUGUCCCCUCCUCUCUGGCCCCCUGCCCACCUGGUGGUGGAGGUGCUAACAAGCAGGGACCUGGCAUAGGAUGGGAGCUGGAUGUUGGGGACCAGGGGAGUGCUCUGUCCCUCAGCCCUUCAGGUCUGGCCUCUUGGGGUCUGUCCUCCCACAUCCCCACCUCCCCGGAUGGACGGGUUCCUGCAGAGCAAAGCCUCGUGCCCACGCUGCCCUGCCCUGGGCCAGGAGAGCAGGGAGAGCACGCUUGCUGGUUUCAGAUGCACUUUUCUGCUUGCAGUGCCGUAUCUGCGCGUUUCCUUCACCCUGGUCCUGGCUUUAUUGAACGCCAAGUUUUUAGCAUGUUUUUAAAUAAAAUCUGAUCAAGUGUCAAAAAAGCA